Molecule: messenger RNA, 1154 nt
Organism: Aquila chrysaetos chrysaetos
Lineage: Eukaryota; Metazoa; Chordata; Aves; Accipitriformes; Accipitridae
Exons: 2
Coding region: 42-575 (177 amino acids)
Source: RefSeq, a predicted model, not a curated record
GGACCUGGCAGGUAUUUCACGGUGCCGGGGGUGAGGGCAACAUGCCGGCAGGGAGAGCAGGUUGGGGCCGGGGCUGGUGGCUGCAGGGACCCUUCCCAAGCCGGAUCCUCGCCGUGUGCCUGCCGCAGAGUCUGCUGCUGGUGAACCGUGCACUGGGUGCUCGGGAUAACCGCGAGGAAGAGCACGACUCCCCUCUGGCAGAUGCUGAUGCCGCUCGGAGCCGACACGGAGGCUCCGGAGAACAUUCAACGCUGUCGUGCCGCCUGCGGCACAGCCCCCUCUCGGUGACACCGCGGCAUCCCUGUGGCGUGGCGGUUCCGUCCCAUUCCGGGAAGGUUCUCACUGGGAAGCUCCGCUCCGGAGCGGCAUGGUGGGCAGAGCGCGUGAUUUCCCAAACCGACCGGAUUUCAUCGUGGGGUGCAGACGGGGCGUCCCUGUGCGGCGCCGUUCUGGCGGGUGAGCGCCGCUGUGUCCCCGAGGACCGACAUUCACGCUCGACACCCGUUGCUGGCGGUGGGUCGUGGUGCUGGGGAGGAAACUCCCGUGGGGGAGCAAAAAUCCCCUUUUUUCUCUAAAAAGUAGGGGCUGGGAGGGCUCUGGGCCCAGCAGGGGACACCCGGGGGGGGCCGAGGCUUUGUGUCUCCCCGGGGGUUGUUGUGGGUGAUUUUGCCGUCCAUUAGCAGAUGCUUUACCCGAUUCCGGGCAGUUUCAGCCCGAAGGCAGAAGCAAGGGCAGGGACUGGCCGCGCUGCUCCCAGCUUUAGUCCAGGCUUUGGGCGCUCUGCCCCGAACUCAGGUUUUUGGUGUCCCCGCACCACCCUGAUGGGGUUUACGGGAUGUAAAUCCCAUGUUUAUCCACAAAAAAAGGCAUUUCUGGCCGAGACGGGCGGCGUUGUGCCAUGGGUGUUGGGGAAGGUGCCUGGUGCAGUUUGGGUCCUGCUGGAUUGGGGGGAGCAGCCGGCGGCAGGUCCCCGUGGGGCCAAAGCCCCAAAUCCGGCCGGGUUUGGCUCUGAGGCAGCUGCAGCAAGAGGGAUGCCGGCAAGUGCCGCACUGGAGUGGAUGCUGCCGGCGAAAGGGGGUUUAAACGCCGGCGUUGCGGGGGUCACAGCGCUGUGGGGGGUUUCAGGCGCGACCCCCUUGUACCCAGAGAGGGGA